AUGAAUGGAAUAUUCAAAUGUGAAGGAUGUUGUCAAACCUUCUGCUACAAACAUACGACGGAACAUCGAUUUCUUCUCAACUGUCAAUUGGAAGACAUCAUUCACGAGCAUGAAAAUGUCUAUCAUCUCUUUUACGAAACGAAACAACAGUCGCCGUUGCUACAUGAACACGUCAAUCGAUGGGAAAAAGAGUCAGUGACCAAAAUCAAACAACUAGCGCAGGAGACGCGAGAACAGAUUAACCAAUGGUCUCAAUUACAAAGACAAAAUACCAAAGAGAAGUUUAAUAAGAUCAGUAAAGAAUUGGAAAAGGCUCGCGGAGCCUAUGAAUACCUCGAAAAAGAUCUCAAUCGAUGGAGAAUUCAAUUAGAACAAUUACAAUACGAUAUAGUUAGUCUUCCACCAACGAUUGUCAUUCACGAAGAACAAAACUCUUCGUUAAUCAAUACGAUUUCUCUUUCAAAAAUCGAUCAACAACUCGCUCUAAAUGAUUCCCUGACAUCAAAUUCAGAACAUAUCGAAUUCGACGAUAAUCAUCACAUUGCCAUGCACUGCGGUCCAUACCGAACCCCGUCUUAUGUCACCGGCACUCAAGAAUAUCUAUCCGGGAAACAUCUGAUAAGAUUAUUUAUCAGUAAAAAGACGAGUGACUUUAUUCUUUCAUUUAACGUCAUGCCGAAAUUAAUGGACACACCAUAUCAUUCUUCAGAAUGGUCAACCUACGGUUGGCAGAGCGAUGACUGCGUCAAUCCACCUCGUUCCAAAUCUACGACUGAAAAAUAUUUACCUGAUCUCAAAAAUCAAACUAAAUUUCACAUCGAGUUGCUCCUCGACUGUGACAAACAUCAAUUGAGUUACUUCAAUGAGAUAACCAAACGAAGACGGGAGAUCGAAAUUGAUGUCGCAAAGUGUCCUUUACCAUGGAAACUUCAUUUUUACCUAUACGAUAUAGGUGAUUCCACACCUUGCGUCACCUGUGGCAAUAAAGGUGUAGGCAUUUUUCGUUGUGAAGGCUGUUUGCAAGUGUUUUGUCGAAAGCAUCUCAAUGAACAUCGAGAUGCUCUUAGUCAUCAGUUAGACGAAAUCGUCCUCGAACACGAUACACUACAGCAAACCAUUUGUGAAAAUACCAAGGCAGCAGAGAAACAACAUCCUGUUUUGAAGCAAAUUGAUCAAUGGGAGAAAGAGGCGAUACAAAAGAUUCAACUACUGACCGAGGAGCUAAGGCGACAAGUUAAACAAUUGACUGAUACGCAAAGAGUAUCGAAAAAAUUACAUGAAUUGGCCGAACGGUUGCAGAUAGCUCGAAUCGAUGAUGAUUACGUAGAAACUGAUCUGAAUACAUGGAAAACAACGUUACAAGAAUUACAAAACGAUAUGACUGCGUUUACACCUUUACUUUCCAUUCACGAACAUCCAUCUCAAAUCCUUGUUUCGAAAGUAGUCCUUUCCGUACCGAAAGAUCGUGUCAAACAAGAAAAAUUCGGUAAACCAUACGGCAGUGUUCGAAUUGAAGGCAAUAAUCUGAUCGCCGCCCAUUGUGGCACGAAAAAUGGGACAGCUUUAGUUCGCGGUGUCGGUGAAUACUCUUCAGGUAUACAUAAAAUUCGAUUCUUAUUCAAAAAAAGUGACAUCGAUUACAUAACUUCGUUCGGCAUCGUUUCCAAACUGAUGUCAUUAGAUUUGAAAACGUCGGAUUCCUCUUACAAAUGUUAUGGAUGGAACAGCAACGAUUCCACGUGUGCUCCUGGUGCUGAUCAGUUGCAAUGCAAAAAUUUACAAGAUAUGAUCGGUCAAGCCGUGUUUGAAAUUGAACUCACACUUGAUUGUGACAAUCGAAGGAUUAGUUAUAUCAAUCAGAGAACUCAGAAUCGAAGAGAAUUGAAUAUUGAUAUAACAAAAUGUCCCUUUCCUUGGCAAGUGCAUUUCUAUCUGUAUGAAAUAGGUGAUUGUGUUCGUUUGUUGCCCGUCAUGUGA
Adineta ricciae is the source of this 1977-nucleotide messenger RNA. The record is from the annotation of a GenBank genome assembly. Lineage: Eukaryota; Metazoa; Rotifera; Eurotatoria; Adinetida; Adinetidae.